Paramecium octaurelia is the source of this 535-nucleotide messenger RNA. Lineage: Eukaryota; Ciliophora; Oligohymenophorea; Peniculida; Parameciidae. The record is from the annotation of a GenBank genome assembly.
AUAAAAAAUAAAUCCAUUAUUUUUGCAUGGUUCAAGUGAAGAGACAAGACAGAAGAAAAGUUUAUGAAUACUUGUUAUUGGAAGGUGUUAUUGUGAUUAAGAAGGUAAAUGAUGAAUUUAUUGAUUAUAGGACAUGGCACUCCCAUUGCAUGCCGAAACAGGAGUCAAGAAUCUUGAAGUCUGGAUGCUCUUGAGAAGCUUAAGAGAUAAGAAAUUAGUGGAUUUAGUAUUCUCAUGGCAAUAUUACUAUUAUUAUCUCAAGGCAGAAGGAGUGAAAUAUGUAAGAGACAAGUUGGGUAUGUGUUUGAAUUUGACAUUUUCUUAGGUAUUGUAGAAGAUGUCAUUCCUGCAACAUUCAAAAAGGCUGAUAAGAAAUUUGAAGAUGACGCUCCAGAGACAAGACAAAGAGGUGGAAAGGGAGGAAGAUCAUUUGGCAGAGGAAACAGAGGAGCUCCUAGAAGAAAUGAAGAAACAGAAUAGCCAGCCUAAUGAAUAUAAUUACAUAAGUAUAUUACAUUACGCAUCUUAAUAAUUG